Messenger RNA from Sinocyclocheilus anshuiensis, 1542 nucleotides. Its product is annotated as tyrosine-protein kinase STYK1-like. The coding region runs from base 113 to 1306 and encodes 397 amino acids. Gene Ontology annotation, cellular component: signaling receptor complex; plasma membrane. Gene Ontology annotation, molecular function: ATP binding; transmembrane receptor protein tyrosine kinase activity. The transcript is spliced from 10 exons. Lineage: Eukaryota; Metazoa; Chordata; Actinopteri; Cypriniformes; Cyprinidae. The record is from RefSeq and is a predicted model, not a curated record. Gene Ontology annotation, biological process: multicellular organism development; cell surface receptor protein tyrosine kinase signaling pathway; positive regulation of kinase activity.
CAAAAUCAACCUUCAUGUUCAAACAAGGUGCCUCUAACAAAAGCAGCCAAAAAGAUACUUUUCCACCUUUAUUCCAGUAAGCCAGUUUUGGAAAUGUUAAAGGGACACCCUUAUGGCUGUACAGGCCCAGUGCAACAGCUCCUCUGGCUCUGACCCAGUCUGUUAUGAAGAAGGAUCAGGUCCAUUGGCAGUCAUCAUUAUCCCAAGCUUGCUGGUUCUCAGCACCCUGAUCGUUGUGUCUCAGAUCAUAUGGAGCUUUAUUACUAAAAGAUCAUCAGCUCAGAUUAUCACAGGUUCAUCUUUAAAUGUAAAUGAAGGGGACCCUGUACCUUUGGACACAGGCUUUGGGACCCUGCGGCCUGCACAGGAUGCUCUGGGUCUAUGGGAGAUACCAGCUCAGUGCAGCCUGGAGGGAGUGGAGCUGCUUCAGAUGGGACGUUAUGGGCCAAUCUUCAUGGGUCAGCUAAAACAAGACAACACAUCCACUGCUGUAGUGAUUAAAACUCUUAAAGACAGGUCAAAUCAACUGGAGGCUACAGAAUUUGUGGAUUUUAUCCAUUUCCAUGUAGCAGUGAGCAAACACAAAAAUAUAGUGGAGAUGUUAUAUUGCCAGACACGCCGGACGCCCAUGUACCUGGUUUUGGAAGCAAGCAUUCCAGGGAACCUCCUGCAUUUUCUCUGGAGUCUCCGAGAGGACAGAUGUGGUGCAAGUGAUAACUUCCAGACGUUUUCAGAGAGGUCUGUUUAUCUAGUAGCUAAACAGGUAGCAGCAGGUCUGGACUAUUUAUACUCCUACCACAGAAUUAUUCAUGGGGAUGUCGCAGCCCGGAAUGUGUUGAUCGGUUCAGGGCUCUCUGUCAAAGUCUCUGGAUUGGAUUUGGCUUUUAAGAGUCGACAAUCAAAAACGGUGGACAACGAACAAGAAGCCAACGUGCCGGUAAAAUGGCAGGCGCCUGAACGGAUGAUGAGGCUUCCCCUAACAGACAGGAGUGAUGUAUGGUCCUUUGGAAUCCUGCUUUAUGAGACAAUAACCUUGGGGUCUCCCCCCUAUCCUGACCUGGAUCCAUCUGAAGUGCUGCCAAACACUUUAGCCAAUUACCGGAUGAAAAGACCAGAAAUCUGUGGAGCCCCAUUAUAUGACUUAAUAAAGUACUGCUGCAUGUGGAACUUCAAGGACCGGCCGGUCUAUUCUGCCAUUAUUCAGCUUCUAGACUCGUACAACUACCUCGCUGACACAAAACCACUUCACUCUGAACAGCAAAUGGACAUCUGUGAAUACAGGAGGAAAGCAGGACUGCCUCCAUGAGCUCAUUCAGAGAGCUGUCAAUUGAUUGUUUCUACAAUUGAUUCAGUUCCAUUAAGAUUGACAUCAUUUCCAGCUAGUUUGUAGAGAAUAAAGUGUAGCCAUGUCAUGACGAGCACAAUGUCACUAGAGGUUGCCCUGUUUCUCAGAACUGGAGACCCAUUGCAUAGUGGUCAACUGAAAUUAAUCUCAAGGCUUCCAGCUAAAAAAAAAAUUUGUUACUCAUGUAAAAUUAAAAA